AUGGCAGCAUCAAGGACGGCAUGGUACAGUGUGUUUGGGAGAAGUUUUAUCUGUUGGGCAUCCAAUCCUAUCAACCCACUUCAGCACCAUUUGCCAGAAAGCAAUCUUUGUUUUUCUCUCCCUAGGUACCUGAAGAAGCCCUUGGAGAUACUUUACAUGGCCAACUGUCCCCUCUCACAGUCAGACUUGGAUUAUCUGACCUAUUGCCUGAAUAUUUUUGAGCUCAGAUGUCUGACCCUUAUUAAUGUUAAUUUAUGUUAUUCACUCCUUGAGCCUCUCGGGUUUCUACUUGAGAGAGUUAGACAUACACUAGAAUGUCUAGAAUUGAAAUCAUGUCAUAUGGGGGAAUCUCAGUUCAAUGCCUUGUUGCCUGCCCUAAGCCAAUGUUCUUGCCUCACAGAAGUCAAUUUCUAUGAUAGUGAACUCUCCCUGCUUUUCCUGAAACAACUUUUAUACCACACAGCCAAGCUGAGUCAGUUGACCGAUGAGAUGUACCCUGCCCCUUUGGAGUGCUAUGAUAAUGGGGAUGUAAUACUAACACACAGAUUAGAAAAAUUUUGUCCUGAGCUCCUGGAUAUACUCAAGGCCAAAAGACAGCCCAAGGAAGUCAUCUUUGCUACAAUGCAAUGUUCUAAGUGUGGUGGGAGACAAAAUGUUGCCUUUUUGAAAAAGAUCCACUUUAAGGGUGAUUGUGGAACAGAGAAAUGGAACUUAGUAUUGGAGAUUGAUAAAAUCUUAAGGGAAUGUCCUUUGCAGAAAGGAGCAUGGAUGUGUAAUCACCUAAAGGUCUGA
Rattus norvegicus (Norway rat) is the source of this 792-nucleotide messenger RNA. Lineage: Eukaryota; Metazoa; Chordata; Mammalia; Rodentia; Muridae. The record is from RefSeq and is a predicted model, not a curated record.